UGGGCCGUGGGGGUGGCCCACGGGGCAGCCGCUGCCGCCGCCUCGGAGACACAGCUGGUGAAUGAGGAUGUGAAGCGCACGGUGGAUCUGAGCAGCCACCUGGCCAAGGUGAUGGCCGAUGUGCUGCUGGCGCACCCAGGCGGCUCGGCCUCGCCCGUCUCCUCCUUCAUGCUGGCCCUGGAGCCCGUGCUCGAGGCUCGGCUGGCCCACCUCGGCGUGCAGUUAAAGGGAGAAGAGGAAGAAAAUCAUUUGGAAGUACGAGAAAUAAAGCUUAAAGUAAAAAGUGGGAAAUUAUUCACGGCAAAACUUCCAUAUUCCCUAGCUGGAGGUGCCAAGAUUCAAGUGGUCAUUGAAACAGUCUUCACUCAUGCUCUGCAACCAUAUCCUACCCAGAUUACCCAGUCAGAAAAGCAGUUUGUGGUUUUUGAGGGGAACCAUUAUUUCUAUUCACCUUACCCAACCAAGACAGAGACCAUGCGUGUGAAGCUGGCUUCUCGAAAUGUCGAGAGCUAUACCAAGCUUGGCAAUCCUAUCCCCUCUGAGGACAUGCUGGACUAUGGCCCCUUCAAAGACAUUCCUCCCUUCAGUCAGGAUCCUUUUAAAGUGCAUUAUGAGAACAAUAGCCCCUUCUUGACCAUCACUAGCAUGACCUGGGUCAUUGAAGUCUCUCACUGGGUCAAUAUUGCUGUAGAGGAAACAGUUGACUUAAAACAUACUGGUGCUGUCCUUAAAGGGCCCUUUUCUUGUUAUGACUAUCAGAGAAAGGCAGACAGUGGGAUUUCUUCCAUCAGGUCUUUCAAGACCAUACUCCCUGCUGCUGCUCAGGAUGUUUAUUAUAGGGAUGAAAUUGGAAAUGUCUCCACCAGCCACCUUCUUAUCUUGGAUGAUUCUGUGGAGAUGGAAAUCCAUCCCCGUUUUCCACUCUUUGGUGGAUGGAAGACCCAUUACAUUAUUGGCUACAAUCUUCCAAGCUAUGAGUACCUUUAUAAUCUAGGUGACCAGUAUGCCUUGAAGAUGAGGUUUAUGGACCAUGUGUUUGACGAACAAGUGACAGAUUCUUUGACAGUGAAGAUCAUACUUCCAGAAGGGGCUAAGAACAUCUAAGUAGACAGUCCUUAAGAGAUCAGCAGAGCCCCAGAUGAGUUACACUACACCUACCUGGAUACGUUUGGCCGCACAGUGAUUGUCGCCCAGAACAACUUGGUGGAGCAGCACAUCCAGGACAUUGUGGUACAUUACACAUUCAACAAGAUCCUCAUGUUGCAGGAGCCUCUGUUGGUUGUUGCAGCCUUUUAUAUCUUGUUCUUCACAGUGAUCAUCUAUGUGAGGCUUGACUUUUCCAUCACAAAGGAUCCAGCUGCUCAAGCCAGGAUGAAGGUGGCUUGCAUCACUGAACAGGUUUUAACUCUGGUCAACAAGAGAUUAGGCUUGUACAGUCACUUUGAUGAAGCUGUCAACAAGUACAAGCAGUCAUGUGAUGUGUUCACCCUCAACAGUGGCAAGAAGACCUUGGAAAUGGAGCAUAAGUCCUUGACUAAUGAGAUUGCAUCUCUGCAGUCCAGAUUGAAGACUGAGGGCUCAGAUCUUUGUGACAAAGUUAGCUAUGUCCAGAAACUAGACAGUUAGGUGAAAGAUCUUGUGCUCAAAUCGUCAUUGGAGGCAGAACGGCUGGUGGCAGGAAAGCUCAAGAAAGAUGCCUAUAUUGAGAAUGAGAAGACCCUCUCCCACAGCGCCAGUUCCAGCUCUAGUGUUCUUGGUCACCAGAUGAUAGCAUAUUGCAGUGAUAGUGACAGUCAGUGGCUCCAGUCAAAUUUAUAA
Molecule: messenger RNA, 1818 nt
Organism: Sarcophilus harrisii (Tasmanian devil)
Lineage: Eukaryota; Metazoa; Chordata; Mammalia; Dasyuromorphia; Dasyuridae
Product: dolichyl-diphosphooligosaccharide--protein glycosyltransferase subunit 1-like
Exons: 2
Cellular component (GO): oligosaccharyltransferase complex; membrane
Source: RefSeq, a predicted model, not a curated record